AUGUCUCUCUCAGAUCGAGAACUAUUCGCCAUAUCGACGACGGAGCGCAUCUGUUCAGUCAUCUCUCUCGCCGGAGCUAGUAUUAUAGUUGUCUCAUUCCUCUCAUCAAGCUCUUUUCGCAAGCCCAUCAAUCGCCUGGUCUUCUAUGCAUCAUGGGGGAAUAUCAUGGCGAAUGUGGGAACGCUGAUAUCUCAGUCGGGCAUCUCCUCUGGGACGGGCAGCCGCCUUUGUCAAUUCCAAGGGUUUCUGAUCCAAUGGUUCCUGCCGGCGGAUGCUCUAUGGAUUCUUGCCAUGGCAUGUAACGUGUACCUGACGUUCUUCCACAAAUACGACUCAGAUCAGCUGAGACGGCUGGAGUGGAAGUACCUGGUGCUAUGCUAUGGCCUGCCGUUUAUUCCAGCGUUUGUAUACUUCUUCGUAGAGACUGAAUCCCGAGGUAAAGUCUACGGUUCGGCCAUUCUGUGGUGCUGGGUAUCACUACCCUGGGACUUCUUGCGCAUUGCCAUUUUCUAUGGCCCGGUCUGGUUCGUCAUCUUCUUGACGUUUGCCAUCUACCUGCGUGCUGGCAAAUUGAUUUUCAAGAAACGACAGCAGCUCAAGGAGGCGAGGUAUUCGGACAUUUUUGCGGAAGCCAACACUCCUGUUAGCCCUGCGUUCAUCAGGACGACGGAAAUACACAUCACAAGCGAGAUAGCAUAUUCGGGAGGCGAGUCCAGUCGACUGGCCGCUGUCACUGCCAGUCUUAUACCGCAUCAGUAUCUCAGUCCAUAUACUCCGUACUCCGUCACCAUCGAGGCUGGUGGUGUCUCUGGCCAAUUAAAUGACGUUCCCAUGCAAGGACUGCAGAAGGGGCAGCAAGACUCAUACGCGCAACGUCACGCAAUGGACGUGAAUCUGGCAGCGUGGGCUUACACGAAAUACGCAAUGUUCUUCUUCAUUGCACUGCUCAUCACAUGGGUUCCCUCCACAGUCAACCGGUUGUAUGCGCUGGUCUAUCCGGACGACUUCAACUUCGGUAUGAAUUACGCAUCGGGUUUCGUCCUUCCCCUCCAGGGAUUUUGGAACAGCAUCAUCUAUAUAUCAAUCUCAUGGCCCGCUUUUAAAUCGAGCUUCGCAAGGUUUAGAUCAAGGAACUCGGCAUGUGACAAUCCAUCACAGCAGAGCAGAACCAGACAAGGCGUCGGUGUUCGGCGGUUUAAUUCUCACGGGAAUGAUAGCACGCGGGGACUAACGAGAUAG
Molecule: messenger RNA, 1239 nt
Organism: Aspergillus clavatus NRRL 1
Lineage: Eukaryota; Fungi; Ascomycota; Eurotiomycetes; Eurotiales; Aspergillaceae
Product: putative cAMP receptor-like protein
Exons: 4
Coding region: 1-1239 (412 amino acids)
Biological process (GO): cell surface receptor signaling pathway; adenylate cyclase-activating G protein-coupled receptor signaling pathway
Cellular component (GO): plasma membrane
Molecular function (GO): G protein-coupled receptor activity
Source: RefSeq, a predicted model, not a curated record